Molecule: messenger RNA, 3233 nt
Organism: Alosa alosa (allis shad)
Lineage: Eukaryota; Metazoa; Chordata; Actinopteri; Clupeiformes; Clupeidae
Gene: nod2
Product: nucleotide-binding oligomerization domain containing 2
Exons: 11
Coding region: 207-3134 (975 amino acids)
Biological process (GO): response to muramyl dipeptide; positive regulation of canonical NF-kappaB signal transduction; regulation of apoptotic process
Cellular component (GO): cytosol
Molecular function (GO): protein binding
Source: RefSeq, a predicted model, not a curated record
CAAAAAAAAACGUUAGAGUUGUCAAUCCCAGUUGGCGGCCCUAGAAUUUAUUAGGAAAGCGAAAACAAAACUGACGUAGAAAUAGUCUGACAUGGUUUAGGAGUGCCAUUACUGUGAUGACUCAACUAGGAAGUCUGCCUGACACUACGCAGUGAUCAGUCGUGAGCAUGGAUCAAGAUGUACUGUUUGGUUAUGAGUAAUAAAGAAUGAGUGCACAGCUAGUCUUGAGGCAACGAGCAGAGCUUGUCCAAGCAUUAUGCUGCGGGGGAACCCCAGAGGGCCUGGAAAGCAUUCUAGACCUCCUCUUAUCCUGGGGUGCACUUGUGUGGGAGGACUACCUGAGUGUCUGUGUGGCAGGCAAGACCUUGUGCUGCAGAACCAGAGAGCUUCUAGACCUUGUUUAUUCAAAGGGGGAAUUCGCUUGCUGUCAUCUCCUGGCUGCUUUCAGUCAGGUUCUUCCCGAUGCACAGAAGAACAACCUGAGCUUUGGGAAAUGCUCAGAUGUCCAGAAUUUCCAGGAGAUGCCGACUUCUGCCACACUGACACUGCUGAAUGAUAGACCUGGAAUGGUGACAAAGCUUCGCCAUUGUGUUGAUGGGGCACUGGAUGUGUUGUUUCAGCAGGGAUUCCUUACCUCAUCUGAGUGUGAGGGAAUCCAACUUCCCGUGUACACAUCUUCACAACAGGUAAGACGCUUGCUUGACCUUGUUCAGUUUAAAGGAGAAGGAGCAGCAAAGGUGCUUCUACAAUUCUUACAAAAAAUACCAAUGACUGUUCUGCCACCCAACAAAAAUGAGAAGCCCACUAAAUCAGCCUUUGUAUCAGAGUUCCAAAAAAAGCUGUGCAGUUCUAUUUCAGCACAGUUCCAUUUCCUCAGCACCUACAGUGGCACAGGCAAAUUCUCCCUGGAUGACAUCUACACGGAGGGCCUGCUAGAGCUUGGGCAGGGGGGCAAGAAUACUCAACUGUCUUUAAACCUUGAGGAUGUGGUAGGACGGGUGGGGACCCUCAACAAGGAGGCCGACACAGUCCUGGUGUCAGGGGAGGCAGGUUGUGGGAAGAGCACCUUCCUGCAGAGGCUUCUUCUACUCUGGGCCAGGAAAGCAGCGUUGCACAACUACCUCCUGCUCUUCCCUUUCAGCUGCAGAAAGCUCAACACAGAAGAACGAGAGCUUUCUUUAAAGGAAUUGUUGUUCCUGCAUUGUUGUUGGCCCGACAGCGACCAGGAUGAGCUCUUCCAGUUCAUAUUGGAUCACCCUCACCUGGUGCUGUUCACUUUUGAUGGCCUCGAUGAGUUUAAACAGACUUUCUCCGAUGACCAGAGGCAUUGUUGUCCCACCCAACCCGCAAAAGUGUCUGUGUUGUUCUUCAAUCUGCUGCAGGGCUCCUUAAUGAAAGGUGUUCAGAAGUUGGUGACCAGCCGGACUGAGGCAGUCCCACCCACACUGAGGAAGUAUCUAUGCAAAGAGGUUCUGCUGAAAGGGUUUUCUACAGAUGGGAUUGACUGCUUUGUAAGGAAGCAUCACUCUGACCCUGGGAUCGCCUCCCGUGUGUUGGAGUCACUACGCAGUAAUACUGCACUUUUAGGCCUUUGCCACAUUCCUGUCUUCUGCUGGAUUGUGUCUAAAUGUUACAAAGAACUCCUCGGUUUUGGCAACAGCAGCCUUCAAACAAUCACUGAUGUGUACCUCAUGGUGUUGCACCACUUCUUUCAUCACAGAAUCUCUAAAGGGAAAAGGUCUGAAAAGGGCUGGGUCCAUGAUCAUUUUGACACAAUCAUGCACCUUGGUAAGCUUGCAUUGCAAGGCCUUCAGAAAUCUCACUACAUUUUCUCAGAAACCGAGGUGCAGAACUGUGGUGUUACGGAGGACGAUAUUGGCAGAGGUUUCCUCAUCCAAAGUAAGAACAUCUCCUUUGACAACAAACACUAUGAAUUCCUGCAUGUCACCAUGCAGUGCUUCUUCGCUGCUCUUUUCAUCACUCUUGAUAGCAGCAGUGACAAACUCACAAUUCAAAGGCUCUUCGAGACCGAGUGCAUGGCUAAAGGGUGCUUGGGAAUUCUUCAAGCCAAAAAGCCAGACGGGCCGCCAAGCACAGAGGCUCCAAACCUUCAAAUCACUUCCACGUUUGUCUCCGGCCUCUUGUCCCAGCGGCAUCAAGGACUGCUACUACAGUGCUGUCCUAUCCAGACACUUCACAGAAAAUCCAAGCUGGUUGUGAAGUAUGUGUCCAGAGGUAUGCAGAAUCAUUUUAAAUCCAUCCCGCGACCUGUCAAAGGGGAGAAAAAGAGCAUGCAUGCAAUGCCUAGCUUCGUAUGGCUCACCAAGUGCAUUUACGAGAUGCAAGAUAGUAAGGUCGCCAAAAAUGUUGUGGCCAAGCUGGAUGUGGAGCACCUGAAACUGACCUACUGCAACAUCGGCCCACUGGAGUGCAGCGCUUUGGCCUUUGUCCUGCAACAUCUCAAGAGUCCAGUUGGGCUACAGCUGGAUAGCAAUGCAGUGGGAGACGUGGGAGUGGAGCAGCUUCUGCCCUGCCUGCAUGUCUGCCACUCCCUCUAUUUGAGAAACAAUAACAUCUCCGAUGAGGGGAUUGCAAAACUUGUUGAGAAGGGCGUUCAGUGUGAUACCUUCAAAAAGAUUGCGCUCUUCAAUAAUAAGUUAACUGAUGGCUGCACACAACACCUGGCUUAUCUCCUGAAAACAAAGAAGAAUUUCUUGUCUCUGCGGCUUGGGAAUAAUAACAUAACAGCUGCUGGAGCGGAGCAGUUGGCUGAAGGCCUGAGAUGCAGCCAGUCACUUCAGUUUCUGGGUCUCUGGGGGAACAAAGUCGGAGACAAAGGAGCUCAGGCACUUGCUGGUGCUAUGGAAAACAGUCAAGCGCUUGUGUGGAUGAGUCUGGUAGACAAUGGAGUUGGCAGUGCAGGGGCACAGGCACUUGCAAAAGUCAUUCAGAACAGCACCACAUUAGAGGAGCUGUGGUUGAGUAAAAACUGCAUCACCAGAGAUGGAGUACUAUAUCUAGUGCAAGCCCUUGAGAAAAAUUCAAGUGUUACAUCAAUAUGGUUGAGGGGUAACAAUCUCAGUCCAGAGGAGGUUGAAGAAUUUUCUCUGAAAGAACGUAGACUUACCUUCUAGGCAAUAGGCCUACUUGACAUGUUGGACACCUUGCUCUGCUGGUACUCAGUAAAAAGGCAGAGACUUUCUAAUGAGGAGACACAGCACUCAAAAAAUCCU